AAGACAGGAAAAAGAUCCCGACAAAAGUCACAAAACAAUUCAGACAAAAGGAAAAGGGUACAAAGAUGUCCUCAAACUUUCUUUUCACUGAUCUUCUCACCUACCAAACACAUUUUACACAUCAAUACCCAUUUCCUCUCGGAUUUUCCUUCACUAGUCACGAUCCAUGAAAUCCAUCGUCCACCGUGCCAGAUUCCUUUUCCUCUGCCUCCUCUUCACCACUGUGCUGCUCCUCCUGCUUCUCAGCCGGAUCUCCGUUGAUGCCCCGACCGGACUCUCCGUUCCGGCCGAAACCCGGUCUGAACCGGUGAGAGUGAACCAAAGCUCACUGCGGCCGGCGGUUCAGCCCUCUUGCGCGACGGUCGAAGAGAUGGGGGAGCAAGCGUAUUCCAAGGAAGCGUCUUGGAAGGAGAGCCUCAGAGUUCGUUCAAUCAUUCGUGACCACUUCGAUUUUCACGGUGCUCCUAGAGUUCGGGGACUGCCACCUGAGCAGUUCUGCAAACAAGGUUUUGUGUUGGGGAAAGCAUCAGAAGCUGGUUUCGGAAAUGAGAUGUACAAGAUAUUGACUGCUGCUGGAUUAAGUAUCAUGUUAAACCGGUCACUUAUCAUCGGGCAAACCAGGGGGAAAUUCCCAUUUGAGAGUUACCUUUCUUAUACCAACCUUGCUUUUACUAUGAAAGAAGUGAAGCAUCUAUGGAGAUUGAAUGACUGUAUGGGGAAGUAUGGAAGGCGUCUGAAUGUGAGGACAGACGAUUUUGAGAAGCCCACGGGAACAAAUACCCUUUGCAGUAAUUGGAGAACAUGGAAACAGCCAAUCAUAUGGUUUCAAGGUACAACUGAUGCUGUAGCCGCUCAGUUCUUCUUGAAGAAUAUACACACUCAAAUGAGCAGUGCCGGUUCUGCUUUAUUUGGAAAGACUCAACUUCUUCAUUCUAGACCUAAUACAUUCGGAGAGUUGAUGCGAGUAAUCAUAUCUCCUUCAAAAAGUGUUGAAGAAGCUGUCAACUGGGUGCUUAAUGGAGGUCCUGAUCCUCAUCUUGCCUUGCACAUGCGCUUGCUAAUGAACAGGUCUCCGAGAGCAGUUAAGGCAGCGCUGAAUUGCAUUAAAAAGGUCCUGUUUAGAAAUUGCCACCAGGUGUUGAGACCACGCGUGGUUUUGGUUUCUGAUACCCCUUCCGUGAUUAAUGAUCUCAAGCCAAAGCUGCAGGAAUUUGCUGAGGUUCUUCAUUUUGACUACAACAUGUACAAAGGAAGUAUUUCUGGCAAAAAAACAGCUAGAAUGCAACAAUUGGGUUUUAGAGUGAAGGACUGGGGACCAGCACCAAGAUGGGUUGCUUUUGUGGACUUCUUUCUUGCUUCCCGUGCUAAACAUGCCGUCGUUUCAGGGGCCCACCGGCGUGUUGGAACCACCUAUGCACAGCUUAUUGCAGCACUGGCAGCGGCUCACCAACUUGAUGAAAACCAUGCUACAAAUUUCUCCUUCAUCAGCAGUUUCCAGAGUAAUUUGUUGUCGGAAGGGUUGCAAAAACAAAUUGGAUGGGGACACGUCUGGAAUAGAUUUGCUGGUCCAUUGAGUUGCCGUAAUCAACAGAACCAGUGUGCACUCACUCCGCUUCUUCCCCCUGGUUGGUGGGAUGGGAUUUUGCAAUCGGCAAUCCCACGCGAUGUACGUAGGUUGGAAACAUACGGUGUAAAACUCAAUGGUUUUGGAUCAGUCGAUGAAAACCAUCUACGGUCUUUUUGUAUGUCUCGGAAAGAUACUACUAAAACCAUCCCAGUUACUCGCAAGUGUACUGGCUUGACUUGUGCCUAA
Messenger RNA from Rhododendron vialii, 1813 nucleotides. RefSeq lists its product as uncharacterized. The record is from RefSeq and is a predicted model, not a curated record. Lineage: Eukaryota; Viridiplantae; Streptophyta; Magnoliopsida; Ericales; Ericaceae. Bases 167 to 1813 code for a protein of 548 amino acids. The transcript is spliced from 7 exons.